AUGAGAGAUAGAGUACAAAUUUCCCAACUUUGAGCUCAGCCCUGUUUGGGGGCGUUUCUGUGAAAUAAUGCUGGGUCUUCUGGCUAGGACGAUGGCUGGGCCAGCCAUGAGGAAGCCGUCGGCUCUGGUGAAGCCGGUGUCGGUGACGAAGAUCGUAGGCCGGUACCUGGUGCACCAGGAGGGCCUGCCCAAGCUGCCGGUGCCACCCCUCAGGCAGACGUGCGAGCGCUACCUGGCAGUGCUGGAGCCAAUCAUCAGCGAGGAGGAGCUGAGCCACACCCGCGAGCUGAUGGAUGAGUUCCUGCGGCCCGGGGGAGUCGGGGAGAGGCUGCAGAAGAGUCUGGAGCGCAGGGCCCGCAAGAUGGAUAACUGGCUCUCUGAUUGGUGGAUGCAGACCGCCUACCUGGAGUUCCGGAUGCCUGUGGUGGUCUACUCCAGCCCAGGGGUGGUCCUGCCCCGCCUGGAGUUUCAUGACCGGCAAGGACAGAUGAGGUUUGCUGCCAAACUGAUCGCAGGCGUUUUGGAUUUCAAAAGCAUGAUUGACAAUGAGACCCUGCCUGUGGAGUACCUGGGGGGAAAGCCACUGUGUAUGAACCAGUACUAUCAGGUGCUUUCUUCCUGUCGCAUCCCGGGACUCAAGAGGGACACUGUCAUCAACCACGCCAUCGGCAAGAAACCCCCCACACACAUCACCGUGGUGCACAACUUCCAGUUCUUUACCCUGGACGUGUACAACAGCGACGGCUCCCCGCUGACCGUGGACCAGAUCUACAUGCAGCUGGAGAAGAUCUGGAACUCCUCCCUCCAGACCAACAAGGAGCCAAUCGGCAUCCUGACCUCGCAGCACCGCAACACCUGGGGGAAGGCCUACAACAACCUCAUCAAGGACAAGGUGAACAAGGAGUCGGUGCGUGCCAUCCAGAAGAGCAUCUUCACGGUGUGCCUGGACGCGCCCUUGCCGCGCGUGUCCGACGAGCUGUACCGCAGCCGUGUCGCCGCCCAGAUGCUGCACGGCGGGGGCAGUCGCUGGAACAGCGGCAACCGCUGGUUCGACAAGACGCUGCAGUUUAUAAUUGGAGAGGACGGGUCAUGUGGUCUGAUCUACGAGCACGCCCCUGCUGAAGGCCCGCCUAUUGUGGCCUUGGUGGACCAUGUGGUCGAGUACACGAAGAAGUCUGAGAUGGUGCGCUCUCCCAUGCUGCCUCUCCCCAUGCCGCAGAAACUUCGCUUCAACAUCACACCAGAGAUCAAGAAGGACAUCGAGAAGGCCAAGCAGAACAUGAACAUAAUGGUGCAUGACCUGGAUGUGAAGGUCAUUAUGUUCAGCCACUAUGGGAAGAAUGUACCCAAAUCACACAAGAUGAGUCCUGAUGCCUUCAUUCAGAUGGCCCUGCAGCUUGCCUAUUUCAGGAUGUACCACCGCUGCUGCUCCACCUAUGAGAGCGCUUCCUUGCGCAUGUUCAAGCUGGGCCGCACCGACACCAUCCGCUCCACCUCCAUCGAUUCCCUCCAGUUCGUCCAGGCCAUGGACGACCCCUCUAAACCGAACACAGAGAAGGUGGUAUUGAUGCAGAAGGCUGUGGCCGCACACAGAGCGUACACUGACAUGGCGAUCCGCGGCCAGGCCAUCGACCGGCACCUGCUGGGGCUGAAGCUGCAGGGCAUCGAGGACCUGACCUCCAUGCCCGACAUCUUCAUGGACACGGCCUACGGUGUGGCCCUGCACUACAACCUCUCCACGAGCCAGGUCCCGGCCAAGACAGACUGCGUGAUGUGCUUCGGGCCGGUGGUUCCGGACGGGUACGGCGUGUGCUACAACCCCAUGGAGGAGCACAUCAACUUCGCUGUGACGGCCUUCAACAGCUGUGCGGAGACCAACGCUAGCAAGCUGGCCCAGACUCUGGAGGAAGCCCUGCUGGACAUGAGGGACCUGCUGGAGCAGACGCCUCAGGCCAAACUGUGAGCAGGGGAGGGGUGGGCGC
This is a messenger RNA of Megalops cyprinoides (Indo-Pacific tarpon), 1982 nucleotides long. Its product is annotated as carnitine O-acetyltransferase-like. Gene Ontology annotation, cellular component: peroxisome. Gene Ontology annotation, biological process: carnitine metabolic process, CoA-linked. NCBI's taxonomy places the organism in Eukaryota, Metazoa, Chordata, Actinopteri, Elopiformes, Megalopidae. Bases 68 to 1963 code for a protein of 631 amino acids. The record is from RefSeq and is a predicted model, not a curated record. Gene Ontology annotation, molecular function: carnitine O-acetyltransferase activity. The transcript is spliced from 14 exons.